Molecule: messenger RNA, 1098 nt
Organism: Suhomyces tanzawaensis NRRL Y-17324
Lineage: Eukaryota; Fungi; Ascomycota; Pichiomycetes; Serinales; Debaryomycetaceae
Product: polyamine acetyltransferase
Exons: 1
Coding region: 297-965 (222 amino acids)
Cellular component (GO): cytoplasm
Molecular function (GO): aralkylamine N-acetyltransferase activity
Source: RefSeq, a predicted model, not a curated record
CACCAAGCCUCAGUGCAAGCAUCCGCUACCACCACCUCUUCCCACAGCUCUCGUUACCUGUCACUCUGCGCUCUCCCUAAGUAGUACCACCAAUCUCUCCCGUACCACAUUCCUCCCUAACUCUCGCUACGCUCCGCGUCCGGACUGCUCCACGCUUUUUUUCCAGUAUCCGACAUCAAAUUGCCUCUACCAUCCGAGGCACAUUUCUCUGACCGCAUCCACCCUACCAGUCAGCGAUCAAGCAGCAAUCCACUCCAAUCACCUCCUAUUAGUCUCCGUGUGCUCCAUCGUCGACAAUGUCUGAUUUUCCCCCCAAUUUAUCCAUAAGGCCCUUGACUGUAGAGGACGUGGCCCAAUGUCUCGAGUUAGAACAGAAGGGAUUCCCGGAAAAUGAAAGAGGCACCGAAGCCAAGUUCCGCUACCGGUUGACCACCUGCCCCGAGUUGUGCUCCGGAUUGUUCAUCAGAGAUUACGAGUACAAAUACAACGCCAUCAACUUGCCGGAAGUGGCCGAGAAGUUGAACCAGGCCCAUGGCGACGCCAACGACGACGACGAGCUCGACAAGCUUCCUGUCAAGUCGUCAGUGACCAAGGAGACCUUGAUAGGCCAUAUCAUCGCCACCAAGACCUACCACCGUGCCAUCACCGACGCCUCCAUGGAACUCCCCUCCAAAGAAGACCCCACGGCAGGCCACAUCGAGAGCCUGAGAUACAUCGGAAUCCACGCGUUGGUGAUCGACCCCGAGUGGCACGGCAAGAACCUCGGCACCUUGUUGAUGCACGAUUACAUCCAGAAGUUGUCCAACCAGGACUUGGGUGACAAGGUCAUAUUGAUUGCCCACGAACAGUUGACCCCAUUCUACGAGAAGAUCGGCUUCACCAACUUGGGUAAGAGCAAGUGCGAGUUUGCAGGCUCCACCUGGUACGACUUGGCCAUCGAUUUGAUUGCUGAAGAUGAUCUUUAGGUACGGCAUCGAAUGCGCUACAAAGAAGGGUCGGAUGGCGUGACAGAGAGCACUCCCUCUAUGGCCCCCUAAUUGGCUUGCUCUGCAGAAGAUAAAAUACAUCCUUCAGUUCCAUCUGCUGCUACUAUGUUCA